Messenger RNA from Leptidea sinapis, 688 nucleotides. RefSeq names its product 39S ribosomal protein L41, mitochondrial (gene mRpL41). The transcript has 2 exons. Gene Ontology annotation, biological process: translation. Gene Ontology annotation, molecular function: structural constituent of ribosome. Bases 102 to 590 code for a protein of 162 amino acids. NCBI's taxonomy places the organism in Eukaryota, Metazoa, Arthropoda, Insecta, Lepidoptera, Pieridae. The record is from RefSeq and is a predicted model, not a curated record. Gene Ontology annotation, cellular component: mitochondrial large ribosomal subunit.
UAUAACUUAAGCCAGAACCAGAAGUCGAAUUUGAAAGUAAAUUAUAUUACUUCGAUUUAAAUUUUUAAUUAAUAUAUUUACUGUGAAAAAGAUUAUUAAUAAUGUCAAAAACCAUAGCACUAGUGAGUUUAAUCAGCAAGCGAACCAUUUCAUUAUCUGCUCCUAGAGAGGGGAAAAGAAACUUCCGAAAAUUCGUAAUGCCAAAUAAAAGAGGGUCCCGGUUACACAAACAACAACAAGCUAGUAAAAAUCCUUUACUACCGAUCGAUACAAGAGGAGUACGUGACACAGGAUAUAUGCUUAAUGGAAAAUUUGUACCAGUACCAGAAAUGAUCCCAGAAUUGAUUGUUCCUGAUCUAACUGGUUGCACCUUGAAACCAUAUGUGUCUUAUAAAACUGAGGAUGUAAUACAAAGUGAAUUUACUGCACAACAAUUAUUUGAUGCAGUAUAUAGCAAAAAAAUAGUAUUAGAUUUUAAACAAGGAAAGUUAGAUGAACACGGUCAGCCAAUUGAACCCUCAGAAGAGGAAAAACUGCAACCCGAGGAAGCCAUAGGUCAUGCUAAAAGAACUGGUUCUGAUAUAUUUUAAUACUGGUAUUGAUUUAUUGGAUAAGUUUACUCUAAUUAUAAAUAAGAUAGAAUUAUAUUGUAAUAUCACUUAGUUGAAUAAAAUGAUUAGUGUUGUUA